UGCCAAACUCUCAUCAGGCUAUCUAGAAAUAUAUCAAAAAAGAUUAUUUACUUCUGAGCUUUUUUCUCCCCGACCCAACCAUGGGCGCUUUCUUUCUUUCUUCUGCCAUCAUCUUACUUCUCAUUGCCCUUUUCAUUUUAAACCCUUUUGUUCUAGCUCUGGUUGGAGCGUUGACUUUGGUUCUGAUAAUAUUUACGGCUUUAUUCUUAUUACUUCAUGUUACAGAAUUGAUCGCCAAGGACAAACGGCCACCCGUGGCUGGUCUAAUGUUGAAUCAGGUCGUGCACUUUAAUGGACUUUUUGAUUACCAAACAUCCCUUGCUAAGAAGCACAGCACUUACCGACUGAUUAUGCCAUUGCAAAGUGAGAUUUAUACUGCUGAUCCAGUUAAUAUCGAACAUAUACUAAAAACCAAUUUCCCUAAUUAUGGACGGGGUGCCCAUGCUGAGAUACUGAGAGAUCUCUUUGGUGAUGGUAUCUUUGCAGUAGAUGGAGAGAAAUGGCGCCAUCAACGGAAGCUUGCAAGCCAUGAGUUUUCAACCAAAGUUUUGAGAGAAUAUAGUACUGCUGUGUUUCAGGAUAAUGCUGCAAAAUUGGUUUCAAAAGUUUCUAUUAUGGGAGCAGCUAGGCAUGCUAUGGAUUUGCAGGAUAUGUUUAUGAAAUCAACUUUGGAUUCAAUUUUCAAGGUGGGAUUUGGAGUUGAGUUGAAUGCAUUGUCUGGCUCAGAUGAGUUUGGAAACCAAUUCACCAAGGCUUUCGAUGAUUCCAAUGUUAUUGUGUAUUGGAGAUAUGUUGAUCCGUUCUGGAAAGUUAAAAGGUUGCUUAAUAUAGGAUUGGAAGCCGCUCUUAAAAGAAAUGUCAAAAUCAUUGAUGACUUCAUUUUUGAAUUGGUUCGAUGUAAAAGGGAGCAGAUGAAAAAUGAAAAGCUUGUGAGAGAUAGAGAAGAUAUAUUGUCAAGGUUUUUGAUGGAGAGCGAGAAGGAUCCUGAGAACAUGACUGAUCAAUAUUUGAGAGAUAUUAUUCUCAACUUCAUGAUAGCAGGCAAAGAUACAUCAGCAAAUACACUCACUUGGUUCUUUUAUAUGCUUUGCAAGCAUCCCCUUGUUCAGAAGAAGGUUGUACAGGAAGUCAUAGAAUCAACUCAAGCUGAGGAUAAACUAUGUGCUGAUGAAUUUUCCAGGUUGAUGACGGAGCAAGCUCUAGGCAGAAUGCAGUAUCUUCAUGCGGCAUUAACUGAAACUCUUCGACUCUAUCCAGCUGUUCCAACGGAUGGGAAGUGUGCAGCAGAGGAUGAUGUUCUCCCUGAUGGUUUUAAAGUAAAGAAAGGAGAUGGGGUAAGUUACAUGGCUUAUGCCAUGGGAAGAAUGACAUAUAUAUGGGGAGAGGAUGCUGAUGAAUAUCGGCCUGAAAGAUGGCUUGAGAAUGGCAUUUUUCAACCAGAGAGUCCUUUUAAGUUCACCGCAUUCCAGGCCGGGCCUCGCGUCUGUCUCGGGAAGGAAUUUGCAUACAGGCAAAUGAAAAUCUUGGCAGCUGUUCUCCUCUAUUUCUUCCAAUUCAGACUCGUGGAUGAGACGAAGGAGGCUACAUAUCGGACCAUGUUCACACUUCACAUGGCUGAAGGGCUCAAUGCGUAUGCAUUUCCCAGGACGUAACCAUGGACUGGAAAAUGUUUGUUUGACACUUCUUCUUCGCUUUAUGUUGCCAAAUAUAUUUUUAUUGGUCAAAUUAUGCAAGUAGUCCAAUACUUUAUCAAAGUGAUAGAUUUAGCCAUCUAUAAAUUAAUUUAUAAAAAUUAAAUUUUUAUAUUUUUAAAAAUUGAUAAUAUCAGUUUAUUAUGUUAAAAA
Messenger RNA from Theobroma umbraticum, 1844 nucleotides. Its product is annotated as cytochrome P450 704C1-like. NCBI's taxonomy places the organism in Eukaryota, Viridiplantae, Streptophyta, Magnoliopsida, Malvales, Malvaceae. Gene Ontology annotation, molecular function: iron ion binding; heme binding; oxidoreductase activity, acting on paired donors, with incorporation or reduction of molecular oxygen. The record is from RefSeq and is a predicted model, not a curated record.